AUGUCGCAGUGGACCGUGAAGGACAUAGCCAAUGAGCUGCAAAGCAUGCAGCUGUUGCUAGUGGCACGGCCCAAUGUGAAGGAGCUGAAAAGCUCCUUGUUGGCACAAGUCAUGCGCAAGCUUCAGCUCAUGCCACAGUUGCAACCCACUCAGAUUGUGGAGCUCUAUGAUCUCUUGAAAAGCAGCGGUCUUCCUAGCGACAUGUACGACCAGUUGGUUCAGGUGGUGGAUCAAAAGGUUGUUUCGAGUGGGAACAAUGGGUCAACCAGGGAAACUGUUGUGCCCCAACAUUGUGAGAACCUCCACAUGUACUUCACCAACUCAGAAUGGCAAAAGCUUGAGUCCGUGACUAUGUGGGAAGGAUGCAGUGCGAUUGCCCAUCGUCUGAAACUCUUGGGUGUCCGGUCGCUCAAGGAAGGGACGACAAAAUCAGCUACUGCUUUGUUGGUAUGGGAACAAGCUAGCAAAGUCAUAGUAACAACUUAUGAGUCCUUACAAUGUCCAUAA
Messenger RNA from Symbiodinium sp. CCMP2592, 507 nucleotides. Lineage: Eukaryota; Dinophyceae; Suessiales; Symbiodiniaceae. The record is from the annotation of a GenBank genome assembly.